This is a messenger RNA of Linepithema humile (Argentine ant), 6809 nucleotides long. RefSeq names its product phosphatidylinositol 4-kinase III alpha (gene Pi4KIIIalpha). The record is from RefSeq and is a predicted model, not a curated record. Gene Ontology annotation, molecular function: 1-phosphatidylinositol 4-kinase activity. Lineage: Eukaryota; Metazoa; Arthropoda; Insecta; Hymenoptera; Formicidae. Gene Ontology annotation, biological process: phosphatidylinositol-mediated signaling; phosphatidylinositol phosphate biosynthetic process. Gene Ontology annotation, cellular component: cytoplasm; plasma membrane.
CGUAGCGAUCGGUCGGCUUAGGUCGGCUGCAAAAUGAUGGCGGAUGAAAAAUUGUUUUUCUCUAAUGCCGUCCAACAAUUGGCGAGAUGUUUAGCCGCUAUCAAGCCUACAUCAUGGGAGAAAGUAGCCAAAUUAUACAAGUUAUGUCCACAAGAAUCCGGUCAGGGUGUAUUUCGCUUGGAUCAGAGGGGUCAGGAUGCAACGAUUGCACUGGGGAUUUAUUUUCUGGAGUCCGGUCUGCAGCACCGAGACCGAAUUUUGCCGUAUUUACUUAGAUUGUUACGCGGUCUUCCAAAAGCGGUGUGGCGGGAUGAAAUAAGAUGUUCGCUCACCGAGAGGGUUCCAAUAGCAGAGCGCUUCAGCUUCUGCUUGAACACAUUGCUGAGCGAUGUGGCAGCCAGGUGCGAACCGGCACGGGAAGAGAUCAUCUCGACUCAGGUUGAAAUACUCGCAGUAUUGACGAAUCUUAUACGAGGAUACAAGGAUCAAAAUAGUAAUAGGGGCUUGCAAGCAAAGAUAUCAUUAUGCAAAUGUCUGGUCCCGGUGCUGAUUGGUCUUGCACGGUCAAUGGGCCGCUUUGCGUGCACGGAUCCGCCGUUGCUCUGCCGCAUCUUUCCGCGGCGGGAGACACCCUCGCCGGCGGGCAGCGCGGAGAAUCGCUCGAUGCCCGACAGGAAACAGCACAGCUUCUCGAACUUUAGACCGAUCAUCCCGCGAUCUCUGAGCGGUAACUUCAAUACGAUCGACAGUGCGUUGUUCGGCUACGACAGUCACGAUUAUCAUUGCGGCAAAAGACCGUCGCUACAGUCCUUCCUGUCGGUGCCGUACGAUCCGACGACCUAUUUUUUCAGUCGUUACGGAUCGAGUUUCAAUCAGUUCCCGCAGAUGCGCUGCAACGAGAGCCCCGAGAGACGGGCCGGGAUGCAAUUUACCGUGGUGCACCUGCAGAGCGUAUUGGCUUUGGCGAAAAAGUUACUCACCAAGGAGAUUCUCACGUUUCUAGACGAGGAGGCGCAACAAGUCUACAGUUCCGGCCAAGUGCAUAUCUUUCCAUAUCGUACAUUUAGCGAGACGAUGAAUCUAGUGAUGGUGGCACUGUUGCGCGAGCUGCUGCAGAAUCAGCGCGAUUUACCAGCCCCGUUCACGAGGGACGUACAGGAAUUCGUGAAGGGUCUGUUUCUCUCGGGCCAAACGGAACUGCAGUCGCGACAGCACGACGCGAGCGAGCGCGAGGAUAUCGACACGAAUUUCCGCACCGUGAAUCGCUUUAAGGUGAACGUGAUGGCCAACUCCGCCUGCGUGGAUCUGCUAGUCUGGGCGAUCGGUGACGAAACAGUAUCCGGCGAAUAUGAUUUGUCCGCGCUGUAUGCAGAUAUCAGUUCAAUGCUGAUCGGCAAGGGUGCGGAUAGUUUGUGUGGACGACUCGUGGAGAAGAUUAAUUCUAAUCACGGACCCAAGCUCGUGUUGGCGCACAUGCCGUUAUUGAUGGUUUGUCUAGAAGGAUUGGGAAAAUUGGCGCAGAAAUUUCCCAACAUAGCCAGCACGUCUAUAUAUUAUUUACGGGAUUUUCUUAUCGCACCGUCGCCGAUUCUUCUGAAACUGCAUCGACAGCACAGUGAAUUUUCCACGAAAGAACAUCAGUUUAAAGUGCUCGUUCAAGGGAAGGAAAUAAACGACACGAAGCAGACGACGUCAUCGGUGCAAACGGCGUUCGAGAAACUCCGCGACGCAGCAAUCGGCAAUCUCUGCAUCGCUUUGGAAGCUGCACAUUCUGUGAAUCCAGAUUGCGUGCCAGCGCUCGUGGCCAGCGUAUCGAACAGAUUGUACACUGCGGCGGACAUAAGCGAUGGCGAGAAUGACGAGAAGUUGAAGAACGAGGUGGUGUCGAGAAACAUCGUGAUCAUGUUGGGUCACGUAGCCGUGGCACUGAAGGACACCCCGAAGACGAUGCGCACAAUCUUCCCGUUUUUCCAGCAGCUCUUCUGUCGCACUCCCAGCGACCUCGACUUCCUCAUAGUGGAUCAGUUGGGCUGCAUGAUCAUCGCUAAGUGCGAGCCAAAGAUUUACGAGGGGAUAAUGCAAAUGUUCUCCAUGUCGUUGGGCUCGAGCACGGCAACGUACGCCGCGAACGACGACCGCAAGCAGUUUUGUCACGUUUCCAAAGCGGUCACGAACGCGCUGGCGAACAUAGCGGCGAAUCUGCACGGCGAGUCGGAGCUGGACGACUUGUUGCUGCACCUGCUGGAGCUUUUCGUGCAAUUGGGGCUCGAGGGCAAACGCGCCAGCGACAAGAUGCCGAAUAGUAUCGCUGCAACGAAAGCGGCUACCAGUGCCGGAAAUCUAGGAGUGCUCAUCCCCGUGAUUGCGAUACUGGUGCGACGGCUGCCGCCGAUCAGACACCCGCAGAAGCGACUUCUGAAAUUGUUCAAGGACUUUUGGCUAUACUGCGUUAUAAUGGGCUUCGCCGCUGAUCAUCCUUCGCGAUUGUGGCCGCCCGACUGGUACGAAGGCGUCAAGGAGAUCGCCGUCAAGUCGCCCUAUCUUAUCUCCCAGACCAGUGCUCGUCUGGAAAUGCGGGAACUGCAGUACACGUCCGCGGUGCGCAACGACAGCGUCUCGUUGAAUGAAUUGCAGGAGCUGCGGAGUCAAGUGUUGAAAAUAAGCACGCGCACGAAUGACAUAUCAGCAUACGUGACCAAGCUGCAGUUCGCACAAUGCACGUACUUAUUGUCCGUUUACUGGUCGGAAACCCUGCGAGUGGCGAACAGCCCUGAGCCCAGUCUGCAACCGAUAAUGGAGUACCUGUGCGACACCGAUUUGCAGAAGGACAAGAGCGGCAUGUGGCAGUGCAUAUGCUGCGUGGCCGACUCCGUCUUCGCGAAAUUCAAGGAUGUGAUGCAGCGCAAGCCGAAGGACGAGCAGCGCGAGAGGGAGCUCGAGAAUCACGCGCAGUUCUUGUUAGUGCGCUUCAAUCACGUGCACAAGCUGAUCAGGCGAGUGGCGGACAAAUAUCUCAGCGCGUUAGUCGACGCUUUUCCGCAUCUGUUGUGGAACUGCAAGGUUCUUUGGAGUAUGCUGGAUAUAUUGCAGAUUUUAUCAUAUUCCUUGCAACUUGAUCCAAACGAAGAAACUCCCAGCUUGAGAAUACCCGGUACACCGUACAGCAUCGAACUGAUGAAUACUAUCGAAGCGCGAGAAAUUAUCGUGAAAGAUUUUACCGCGAGAUGUAAAGGCAUAGUGCAGGAGGCUAUGAAAUGGGCGCCACAGGCUACCAAAUCCCACCUGCAAGAAUACAUCAAUCAGAUACCGUCUUCUGGCAUGCGGCAUCAUUCCGGUCUGUCGCUGGCCAUCGACUCGGUCCUCGAAUUCGUGGACACUGCAAUUCCCAUUGCAGUGCCGGCAAAUACGAAUUCGUUGGAUAAGAGGCCACGCGGUCCGAAAGGUGCGAGCUCCUGGCUGCUGUCGAUGAUGUCGACGAGAUCGUGGCACGCCGGCGAGGUGGCGGGCAUGCUCGCUCUCGCGCGCACCGAAUCGCCGACGACGGAAGUGACUCUGGAAGAGUGCAGGGAUAAAGUCGUCGAAAGAUUGAUCGAAGCUGUGCGCCGCGCUUGUCAGGAUUGCGACGACACCGUUCAUCGCGGAGCUCUUUGGCGUGCCACCGCUCUCUUAAUCUCUAUGCCUGGAAUACAUAGACGACUGUUGCACAUCGUCGCGUGCUCGCAGAUAGAAUUGUUCACGUCUGUGGCGAUGACUACUGCGGUCGAGUGCUGGCAGUGGAUCCUAACUGUGCGACCGGACCUGAAGCUGCGAUUCUUGCAGGAGAUGCUGCUCGCGUGGCAAUACACUGUCGAUAAGAGAAUGGGUCUGUUCGCGCCGAAUGAGGAGGAAGUGAGUCCGCUCGCGGUCUACGAGGGCUGUAAGCUCGGACCCAAUCCGCCGCACGUGAAGCCGCACGACAUCUGGGUGACAUUCAUAGUGGAGCUCGUCGAGACAGCCAAGUAUUGCUGCCAGGAGACGGUCGAUAUGAUCGCCCUGCUGCUGCAUCGCUCGCUACUCAUGACUGUCGGUGCGUCUGGCGAGGAGCCCGGCAUCAAUCGACACGUCGCCGCGGUCGGCGUGCGCUUUAAGCUCCUCUCGUGCGGAUUGGUGCUGUUGCAAGGUGACGUUCUACCGAGAACUUUGAGCAAGAACGUUCUGCGAGAACGCGUGUACUCCAAUUGCCUGGAUUACUUCUGCCGAGAACGCCAGUUGCCGACACAAGAGAUCGACCAGCUUAGUGAAGAUAUCGUUACUCUGAUACGCUUCUGGCAGGUGAUGCACAGCGACAAGAAGUACUUAAUGAUGACGGGAGCCGAUAACGAGUUUGAGAUAGUGACAUCUCAAACCUAUACAACUACGAUGAUGGUUCCAAGCGAAACGAUCGGCUCGCUAGCCGCCACGCUAGCUCCCACGCCGAACGACUACUCGAAGUCUGGCAACGUGUGGAUGAACACCAUGCCGAUGUCAACCAGCAGCAACACAUUGGGCAAACGCAGCAAUCGCAGCAAGCGAGUUGUAAAUGCAAACAUCCUCGUGAAGGAUUACAUCAAGAAGAGAAACUUGAUCCUUGAGUUGUUAGCGGUUGAAAUCGAAAUGUUAUUGGUCUGGCGUAAUCCUGGCGGCCGACCGGAACUUGCGCUGCAAGGAGAAGGAAGUAUCGCGGACUGGCGUGCCAAAGGAAUGAACGAUCGUUGGCGCGAAUACACGCGGCUCGCGUGGGAGAUCAGUCCUGUCUUGGCAAUAUUCUUGCCAGUGCGAUUGAAGAAUCAUGAAGUCAUUAUCAAAGAGAUCUGCGGCUUGGUGCGCCUUAAACCCGUACCGGUCAUGCAUGUGUCGGAAGCAUUGCAGUAUCUCGUCACGACGGACACGCUACUCAAUGACGUACCUGAAUUAGUUUAUAUGUUAACCUGGGCAAGAGUGUCUCCGAUUCAAGCACUGGCGUUCUUCUCGCGACAAUUUCCGCAUCAUCCUAUCUCGGCGCAGUACGCGGUACAGGUGUUGGACAGUUAUCCAGCCGACGCUGUGCUUUUCUACAUACCUCAGCUAGUGCAAGCCGUCCGUCACGACACAAUGGGCUACGUAAUUGAAUUUAUUAAGAAGAUCGCUAAACGAUCGCAGGUAGUGGCGCAUCAGCUGAUAUGGAAUAUGCACACAAACGUAUACAUGGACGAAGAUAAGCAAAUGAGGGAUCCUGUGCUGUACGACAUUCUAGAUUUACUGACGAAGAAUAUUCUGAACGCACUGUCCGGCCCGGCGAAACAAUUCUAUGAAAGAGAGUUUGACUUCUUCGAGAAAAUUACCAAUAUUUCAGGCGAAAUUCGACCAUAUCCUAAAGGACCGGAACGGAAGGCUGCGUGUCUGGAAGCCUUGGGAAGAGUCAAAGUACAGCCCGGUUGCUAUCUACCGUCAAAUCCUGAGGCGAUGGUCAUCGAUAUAGAUUAUCAGAGCGGUACUCCCAUGCAGAGUGCCGCUAAGGCGCCGUUCUUAGCGCGCUUCAAAGUGCAGAGAUACGGCAUCAAUGAGCUCGAGAACAUCGCGCUCGCGGUGUCGACUAACGGGAAAGUCGAGAACAAAAAGGAAGCGGAGGAGCAAACGUGGCAGGCUGCUAUUUUCAAGGUCGGCGACGACGUUCGGCAGGAUAUGCUGGCUCUGCAAGUGAUCAGCAUCUUUAAGAACGUGUUCCAGAAGGUCGGAUUGAAUCUCUUCCUGUUUCCGUACAGAGUGGUGGCCACAGCUCCCGGGUGCGGCGUGAUAGAAUGUGUGCCGCACGCUACGUCGAGAGACCAGCUCGGCCGUACAACAGACAGCGACAUGUAUCAAUACUUCAUUACGCAACACGGCGACGAGACGACCAAGGAGUUCCAAAACGUUCGUCGCAACUUCGUCAAGUCGAUGGCUGCCUACAGCGUGAUCACCUACCUCCUGCAGAUAAAGGACCGUCACAAUGGCAAUAUUAUGAUAGAUACUCAAGGCCACAUCAUACACAUUGACUUUGGCUUUAUGUUUGAGAGCUCGCCCGGCGGUAAUUUGGGCUUUGAGCCCGACAUCAAGCUCACCGACGAGAUGGUGCUUGUGAUGGGCGGCAAAAUGGAGGCCGCACCGUUCCGUUGGUUCAUGGAACUGUGCGUGCAAGCUUUCCUCGCAGUCAGGCCAUAUCAGGAGGCCAUCAUCUCCCUCGUUUCCCUCAUGCUCGACACGGGAUUGCCGUGCUUCCGUGGGCAAACCAUUAAACUUCUACGCAGUCGAUUUGUGCCGACCGCCACCGAUCGUGACGCGGCGAUCUUCAUGAUCAAUGUUAUACGCAACAGCUACCUCAACUUCCGCACGAAAACUUAUGACAUGAUACAGUAUUAUCAGAAUCAGAUCCCCUAUUAAACUGUUGCCGGAGAAUUUACUUCCCCUUUCACUCCAUCCUCGUAAUUGUUAGUUGGCGGCGUUUUGCGUUCGCUACGACUGUUGUUAUAUCGGGUUAGAAACGGGCAUCGUGAUGCACCGAGUUGUUAGAUAUCGCAGUAUAACCGCUGAUUCUGCGAAACUGUACAAAUGCAUUGGUGUCAAUAUUUUUUUUAACCCUACAUGUAUUUUAUGAAGACAUUUCGCUCUGUAUAUGUAUGUAAUAAUGUAUUAUAUUUAUCUACAAGAUUGUCUAUAUACACAUAUAUGUAUACGUGUACAUCUGCCUUACGCAGCAUAUCUGUAUAUGAGUACAUUCCUGUUUAUUAUUAGUUUAUGCGCUGUUAAUGGUUAAAGAUUAAAUUAAAUUAAUUUAA